This is a messenger RNA of Plasmodium coatneyi, 702 nucleotides long. Its product is annotated as Heat shock protein. NCBI's taxonomy places the organism in Eukaryota, Apicomplexa, Aconoidasida, Haemosporida, Plasmodiidae. The record is from RefSeq and is a predicted model, not a curated record. Bases 1 to 702 code for a protein of 233 amino acids. The transcript has a single exon. Gene Ontology annotation, biological process: response to salt stress; protein complex oligomerization; response to heat.
AUGGUCACGGUGAACAGCACAAACCCCCAAGUUGUGAUCGAAUCGUCAGGAGUCCCGACCAUACGAACAAGUAGCAUCACCUCCCCCGUGGUGUUAACCACACCCUUGGGAAAAAGCAUGUAUAGCAGCUAUUCAUACAGUAACCCAGUGUCCAGUUCGUAUAGCUCACAUAAUGAGUGUGAAUACAACUGGGAGAGGGUGUCCACCAAGCCAUCACAAAGCACUCAGCAUGGUGAGUACAUGAAAACCUUUGAGGUGCCCACAGGGCUGUACUACGAAACGAUGCCCUUAACAAGGAACACAAACAAUAUUUUUGAAGUAACUCCAUCGAAGGAAGAAUUGAACAAAAUAAAUUAUAAUCCCAGGAUAGAGGUCUACUCGACUAGCAACUUUGUAAUUAUAAUGAUGGACUUACCAGGGGUGUCUAAAGAAAAUUUAAAAGUCGAGUUAGAAAAUGGGGUGCUAAAAAUAUUCGGCCACAAGUAUAAGGUACCACUGGAGGAACUACAAACGGAACAUGAAUACCACACGAAAAUAAUUGAAAGAGUUGGUGAGUACUAUUUUUGCAAGAUGUUUCAGAUGCCUCCAGUUUUUUCUGACGGGCAAAGUAUAUCCUGCACGUUGCGCGACGGCGAACUGACGCUCAAAAUGUUGGCCUCCGAGUUGCGGCCGCAGAAGAGAGUCGUUGAGGUGCAGUCGUAA